GCAUGCAACUGGGUUGUUUGACUGUAUCCGAUUUCUUGGUGCAGCCAUUCCCCUUUAAGCCUGUGCUCGGUCCUUGAAGAGUCAGCCUAUUGUCUGAAAGUCCUCCCAUCUGUGGGGGUGGCUCUGCAGAAGUUUGCUGAGGAAAAAAGUUUUCAAGCUGUCACUGGUCGUCGGGGGGAGACUGAUGGAGGACAAGAGGACCAGGCAGACAUUAGAGUAGUCAGAGUUAGAUUGCACCCAGAAGCAGUGGGCUCAAAUGAUGAUCAGGGCUGUAUGGGAGACCUUUCUUAGGACUGUGACAGCUGGAGCGCACGGUCCAAGCCAGGCGACGCGCGCAUCUAACUCUGAUGGACUCAAUCUGAAUUUACCGCCCUGGAGGUGUUAGAAAUAAAAUUCAUGUUUCUAACGCACAGGUACACGUCCUGACAAAAUGAUCCGUUCACAGUGGAGGCUCCAUGCUGCGGGACAAAGAGCGUCUCCCAUUCAAGUCCUCGUCGCGCUUCUUUUGGUGCUGGAGAUUUGCAAAACCCUUGGAUCCCCUCACGAUCCAGAGAGCUAUCUGCAUGACCUGCCUCCAUAUGAAGUAGUUCACCCAACUAGAGUUGAUGCCAGAGGCCACUUCCUGUCAAACGUCUUGUCCUACCGCACACGCCGUGUACAACGCCGGGAAACCUCAGAGGACAGUGCGGGUGCCCAUCAAGUCUUCUACCAGUUUCUCCACGGCGGCCACAGCUUGUACUUUAACCUUACUCUCAAUCCAAACCUGCUGGCUCCGGGCUUUAUGACGGAAAGGAGAUAUGGUGGCCUGGAAGGGGCCAAGAUCCAGCGCCCCGGAGCUCCCGGGUGUUACUAUUUAGGCGAAGUGUGGGACAGGACCACUGUUAAAGGACAUGCCGCAAUAAGUACAUGUGAUGGACUGACAGGGCUGUUUAAGUUGUCCGAUGAGGAGUUUUUCAUUCAGUCUCUGGAGAAGUCUGUCGAUGAAACCUCAGCACCUCAAGCCCACGCCAUCUACAAACGACACGCUCCUCCCCCUGUUCACAGUCCAGUCAUCCAGGCCAUCUCAGGGAAACAAGGUAUCAACGGCACUUGUGGAAACCAAGAUUCCUCCAGGACUUUUGAGGGCACUGAGAGGCAGCGAGAAAGAUGGGAACGUCGAAAUCGAGGGCAAAAGCGUAGAAUUCAUCGACGCUCAGAAAGCAGGGAAAAAUGGGUGGAAACUCUAGUGGUGGUGGACCCCAAAAUGGUGGACUAUCAUGGGAGUAAAGAUGUGGAAAGCUACGCCCUUGCUGUCAUGAACAUCGUGGCGGGUAUCUUUAGAGAUGCCAGUAUCGGGAAUGCAAUCAACAUUGUGAUUGUGCGGCUUAUCCUUCUGGAGCAGGAUGAGGAUGACCUAAAGAUUACACACCAUGCUGACAACAGCCUGAGCAGCUUCUGUAAAUGGCAGAAAAAACUCAACAUGAAAGGAGACGAGCACCCGCUGCACCAUGAUGUGGCUGUUCUACUCACCAGGAAGGACAUAUGUGCAGCUUUCAACAUGCCAUGUGAGACUCUGGGACUGUCUCAUGUGGCGGGAAUGUGCCAACCUCAUCGCAGCUGCAGCAUUAGUGAAGACACGGGCCUCCCCAUGGCCUUCACAGUGGCACACGAGCUGGGGCACAACUUUGGGAUUCAGCACGAUGGCAACGGUAAUGACUGUGAACCCAUUGGGAAACGACCUUUCGUCAUGUCUCCACAGCUCCUGUAUGGCACCUUCCUGCCUCGCUGGUCCCGCUGCAGCCGUCAGUAUAUCACCCGCUUCCUAGAGUAA
Cyprinodon tularosa is the source of this 1810-nucleotide messenger RNA. Its product is annotated as A disintegrin and metalloproteinase with thrombospondin motifs 7-like. Gene Ontology annotation, molecular function: metalloendopeptidase activity. The record is from RefSeq and is a predicted model, not a curated record. The transcript has 8 exons. The coding region runs from base 431 to 1810 and encodes 459 amino acids. Gene Ontology annotation, biological process: proteolysis. Lineage: Eukaryota; Metazoa; Chordata; Actinopteri; Cyprinodontiformes; Cyprinodontidae.